Messenger RNA from Capsella rubella, 882 nucleotides. RefSeq lists its product as uncharacterized. The transcript has a single exon. The record is from RefSeq and is a predicted model, not a curated record. NCBI's taxonomy places the organism in Eukaryota, Viridiplantae, Streptophyta, Magnoliopsida, Brassicales, Brassicaceae. The coding region runs from base 3 to 539 and encodes 178 amino acids.
AUAUGAAACCAAGAAAAAACAAAGUUGCAGAGAGAAUGAAAGGGAAUAAUAAGAAGAUUAGUUCGAUCUUCGAUCAGUGCCAUGUAACUGCGUCUCAGGAGGUUUAUCUACAGCGAUGUGGCUAUGCCGUACCAGGUCAACCACUUCCAGAUUCCGAUCCCUCCGUCGAAGUCAGAGUCUCGCCACCACAGCUAAACGACGGUAUCCCAUCUCACGGUGCGUCCGACGAUUCAGAGACGGAUAACGUUGAGGUUGCAGUGGAGAGUCAAGCGAUUCGAUUCGUCUCUCAGGAGGAAAGCGCGGAGACCGUCGAUGUAGAGGAUGAUGCGGCAGAUCCGACAGUUGAGGUCGCGGCGGAGAAGCAGAGUGGUCGUAGCGAUGAUGAGAGGUUGGGAAAGAAACUUAAGAUUCCAUUGAGAGAUGUUGUGAAAGCCAUAGUUAUGAAUUCGAGGAACACAGAAGGAGAAGAAGAAGAAGAGAAAAAGCUUGAAAAGAUGAGCUGCGUGCAAAUCCUCUUGCAAAAAGGAUUCAAAUUUUAAGGUGAUUUUAAUGUUUUCCCCCCAAUCAGAACGGAUCUUAGUGGAAUCAAUCAAGUGUGUUAAUCUAGGGUUCUUCAAGGUCAAGUUCUUUUUGGUAAUAGUAGAAGCCAUGGUCGUCUUUGAUGUUAAAUCAAAACUGAAGUAAAGAAGCUACCAAAUUACAGAACAUGUUUUGUUAUUAAUUUGUUUCUAUUGCAUCACACAAUUCAAUUCACUAGAUGAUUUAAGAUUUUAUUAGUUUGUUUCUCUCACACGAAAAUAAUAGUAAAAACAGGCACUUUACAAUCCUCCAUCUUCUUUAUGCUUGUAGUAGGACUAGUUUUCACUUCACUUAAAACUGUCA